Vitis riparia (riverbank grape) is the source of this 2188-nucleotide messenger RNA. RefSeq names its product FCS-Like Zinc finger 8-like. The record is from RefSeq and is a predicted model, not a curated record. Bases 897 to 1778 code for a protein of 293 amino acids. The transcript has 3 exons. NCBI's taxonomy places the organism in Eukaryota, Viridiplantae, Streptophyta, Magnoliopsida, Vitales, Vitaceae.
GGGAAACUUGUACUAGCAAGAAAUGGGGAUGAAGAAAGGUGUACGAGCAAGGGGAUAACUCAGCCUUCAAGUGCGUGCCUUCAAUUUAAUUCUGCAUUGAAGGGGGGAGAGAGAGGAGAGAGGACGGUGAAGAAGAGGGAGUCACGACAAAUUCUCAGAUAGGGAGACUGUGUUACAAUACAAAAUUCAGAGGGGUUUUAAUCUUUUCUAAGGGGGAAAAAAAAAGGGAAAAAAAAAGGAGGAGAGUUACAGUGUUGUUGUCGUUGUUUUGAUGGAAGGAAAAAGCAGGGAGUGAGUGAUUGGGUUUCAUGCACACGCCACUUCUCUUUAAAACCCACACCAAACACUCCCUUUUUCCUUCAGAGCUUUUUUUCUUCCCCUAUCUCUUUCUUUUUCUUGUUUCUUUGUUUCUGAGAGGGAGAAAGGUGGGGUGAAAUGAGAAAAACCCGUUAAAGUUUGGUGGUGGGUUUUUCAUGGGGAGUGGAGAAGGAACAGUCCACACUGGUUGUGGGUUGAAGCAGCGGUGGAGUUCUGUUUUUCCUGUCAAUGGCGAGGUUGGGCUUCACCUUUGAUGCUGAUCGUGUGGUUUGCAUGCGGGUUAUGGUGAUGAUGAUGGAUGGUGCCAAUUGAUUUUGUUUUGUUCUUUCUGAGUGAAGAAAAGGCAAGAAAAAGAGGGAAAAAUCCAGGAUUCUUUUUGUUUUCUUUUGUGUAUGUUCUUUUGGAGGUUUCAGGGAUGGAAGCUACAGAGAUUUAGCAGUGCUUUUGAUUUCCAUUUCCUGGUUAGAGUGAAAACAUCGAGCUUUUUUAUUAUCUAGCAAUUCAUGACUGUUUCUGGGUGAACUUUGUGGCCAUUUUAUAUAUUAUUUUUGCUGAGAAUUAUUGGAUUCGAGGUAGUUAUGCUGAGGAAUAGAUCAAGAGCAGUGGCGAGCAAGCAAGCGAUAAUGGGCGAUCACAGUUCUCUGCCAUCUCCCACUGAAAAUCUCACAAAACCCAUUUCAUUUCUUCUCGGUUCUCCGAAAAUUUUCAGAGGGUUCAUAUCAAAGUGCUUGCCCGAAGCUGAAGAGAUCAUAAGUCCAACUUCGAUUUUUGAUACUAAACCCUUUUCUGGAAACCCAUUUGAGUACGAGAAAACCCAGGCUUCUCCUGGAACUUUCUCAGAAACCAAACGCUCCUGGGAAAAAUUGGAUUCAAUAGGCAUUGGUGUUGCUCUUAUUGAUUCUGACCCAAUCAAUGGAGAGGGCGCAAAUGAGAAUUUCUCUAAGCCCAGUAGCAGAAUGGUUCUGUUUGGAUCACAGCUUAAGGUUCAAAUUCCUCAUCUUCAACCAUCCGCGCUUUCUCCGGCGGAAUCGCCAAAAUCUCCGGCUGACUUUGGGAUCAAGACCCGAAAUUCUCAACUGGCUUCCUUAUCCCCAUUUGGGUCUCUGAAUUCCGGCAUCCAAACAAAAGAUUCUCCUCGGAUUUUCACUGGAAUGGAGCUUUCUGAGGAGUACACAUGUGUGAUCUCCCAUGGGCCUAACCCAAGAACAACUCAUAUAUUUGAUAACUGCAUUGUGGAGAGCUGCUGUGGUGUGUCUGCAUUGAGCCAAAACAACUACUGUACUUUCCAGGAAAAUCCCAACUCUCCUCCUGAGAAUUUUCUCAGCUGCUGUCAUACCUGCAAGAAGAACCUUAGCCAGGAAAGAGACAUUUACAUUUACAGAGGUGAGAAAGCGUUCUGCAGUCACGAAUGCCGCUGCCAAGAAAUGCUGUUUGAUGAAGAAGAGGAUUUGGAAUUCUAGGACGACUCCUUGAUCCCCCAUGGUCUGUCUUUCCUAGUCCCAUACUCCAAAAGAAAUCCCAGCAGCUUGAGAAGGAUAAUCUGUAAAUUUUCACCAAAUUUUCCAAUCUUGAAGAUGAUCGAUGGAGAUUGCGACAUCAAUGUGUUUUCCUUUUCUCUGAAUAAAAUUGUCCUUCUGGGUGCCCUCUCUCCUGCACACACACAUACAAGAAGAGCUGCUGAGAUUAUUGUAGAGAUGAUUUUGAUAAGGAGUUGACCAAUUUGAUUACUUAUGGCGGAUGAUGUAUGAUCGAAAACUUCCAUCAUCUUUGUUCAAUUAAUUAUCAAGCAUGGGACCAAUGGCAUCUUGAUUGUAGAUUCUGAAUCCUUCCUCCUCCCUUACUGAAUGGUUUCUUCUCUCCGUUUUCAUUA